Molecule: messenger RNA, 359 nt
Organism: Suillus discolor
Lineage: Eukaryota; Fungi; Basidiomycota; Agaricomycetes; Boletales; Suillaceae
Exons: 3
Coding region: 58-288 (76 amino acids)
Source: RefSeq, a predicted model, not a curated record
GCAAGGCCACUAGCAGAAUCAGAGCCACUGUUCAUCCCACAUAACCUAGCACGAACCAUGCAUUUCUCAUUCCUCCGAGUAGUCGCAGUCGUUGCAGCUUUGACAAGAUUUAUGUCUGUCACCGCACAGUCCUGUGCGGCCGUAGCCCAGGCUUGUGGCAAGAGCAGCCCGCAAAACCUCUCAUGCUGCGGUGGCCUUACCUGUACGCCUUUGCACCUUGUACCAAUAGGAGUCCGGUACUCCUACCACGCUCUGCACGAAACAGUCCAGAUGAGCCUGGCAGACUGAGCAUGUCACAAUAGUGUGUCUUAUUUCUUUCGCGUUGGCACAGUGCUUGAUCGCACGAUAUACAGUUCGUC